CUGUUGGCUAGCCUCUAAAUGAUACUCUGUUUGCUGGAAGUCAUUGGGUUUUCCAGCAGGAUUCCGCUCCAGCUUACAAGGUCAGGUCAACUCAGCAGUAGCUGCAAAAGAACAUUCCAGGGUUCAUCUCUGUCUCGGAUUGGCCCUUAGGAAGCCCUGAUCUCAACCCACUAGAUUAUCGGCUCUGGUCCGAACUGGAGAGGAUGGCAUGCCACAGAGCCCUAACUUGGAAAGCCUCAAACAAUCUUUGGCCCGAGCAGUUAAGCGCUUUCCUCAAGAAGUGCUGUGUGCUGCUAUUAGUGACUGGCCACGGAGAUUAAAUGCCUGGACAAGGAAGAUCCUAGUACACCAAGAAAUCAAGGAAACAGGUUAUAGACUCGAGUGUUUUAGAGAAGAGGCCAAGAAAGCCCAUCUCGUUUCUCCACACACUAGAGAGAAAACCGAGGGAAAGGGGGCAUCAGGCAGCCUGUUUAUUUACAACAAUGUCAUCAUCUAA
Nezara viridula (southern green stink bug) is the source of this 496-nucleotide messenger RNA. The record is from the annotation of a GenBank genome assembly. Lineage: Eukaryota; Metazoa; Arthropoda; Insecta; Hemiptera; Pentatomidae.